AUGGUCGAAACCACAGUGAUCCAGUCCGAACGACUCUUUCCCAGCAUCAAUCCCACAGAAAGGGCAGUGCCUCUGUCGCUGCUAGAUGCAACAACCGCCGAUUUUUCUUCGACGACUGCUAUUUGGCUAUUUGAACGGCCUGACGGGGCCCUACAGGAUGGAUUCGACCUGUUCGACCACUUUCGCCGAUCUCUCCAGGUCACUUUGAAUGACUAUCCCCAGUGGACUGGUCUCCUCAAAAGCAUCACGACACUCGAUUCAGCUGGACUGGAGAAAGAAACCCUUCAGUUUCCACCGCAUGCUCGUCGCUUUGGCCGAUUAUAUACCCACUAUGGGUCGCCCCAGGAUCCUGGGGUCGAGCUCAUCACCGCAACUUCCACCGCAACUAUUGAAACACUGUGUCCCGCAUCAAGAACGAAAGAGAAGCCGCUUUUUGAUCGCCAAAAAGUACGACUCGACCGCCUUAUCCCCUCGGGUCGUUUGACUAGUGCGAUAGCAGCUGUCAAAAAAGAUGCGGCGGGUCUUUUGCCACCGGCGUUUGUAAUUCAGUUGACAAAGACGGCCUGCGGUGGUUUUGCACUAGGUGCUAAAAUUGCGCACCCUCUCGCCGAUAUACAAUCACUUGCUUAUUUUGUCAAGGAUUGGGCAAAGAUCAGUCGCUGGCACUUGGGAGGCUCAUGUGGCCUUCAGCCCAUCCUUCAACCAGUUUUCGAGCCAGAGCGACUCGACUCAAAGGCUACAGGAGAUAUCAAUGGAGAGAAUGCUAAUCCAGAAGUACUCGAGAGAAUCAAAAGUCUUCCUUUGCAUCGCUAUGACUGGUGGGCAGCACCAGCUCAAUGUCCCUGGCCCCAAGAGAUCCCAGAACCAUUCCGAGAUCAAGAUUUAGAACUCAUCGGCAAGACGAUGCCAUGGAAAGAAUGGGAUUUCGCCGCCCCCGUCUCGCAUUAUACUCUCCAUCUGACUCGAGAUCAGGUCGAGACCAUCUGGAACAAAAUUUCUAAUGGAGACCCCGGAAAUCCUACAGCCGAGCGAAUCAGCCGACACGAUGCUGUCCUGGCUCACAUUUGGUCGUGUAUCACCCGUGCUCGAAAGCAGCAGGAAGAUACCGGCUUAGUCCAUUGUAAUCUUACCUACGGCACACGACCGGCCCUCCAUUUCGGAGACGACUUCAUCGGAUCACCCAGCAUGAACAUCAACAUCGAGAUGAGUGGAAAGGAGCUAGCAUCCGCAGAAAUCCCCGAAGAACAGAAAACCAGAAGCAUUGCGCAAUGCAUUCGCAAAACGAUUAGCCAAAUGAGCCAACCUGGCGCAAUCGCCGCGCAUCUUCAUAGCGUGGCAUUUGAAAAGGCUCCUCAGCGUAUCUGGCAGGCAUUUCUGGGGUCUCGACACCUUAUUGUGACUAGUUGGGCGCGAGUUGGUAUUUACGAUGUGGAUUUCGGACUCAAUACUCCGAUUCGGUUUGCUGAGGGGGUGAUUCCGGAUUUGGAUGGGGAUAUCUUGAUUAAAGAUGCACCGCCUUUGGAUCGAUUGAAGAAAUCAUCGGAUCGAAGUGCUUGGACGGAUGAUGGGGUUGAUGUCUCGAUUCAUAUCCGGGCCGAAGAUAUGGAUCGCUUGAUUCGGGAUCCACUCCUCCUUCCAUGA
Messenger RNA from Penicillium cosmopolitanum, 1641 nucleotides. Its product is annotated as transferase family protein. The transcript has a single exon. The record is from RefSeq and is a predicted model, not a curated record. NCBI's taxonomy places the organism in Eukaryota, Fungi, Ascomycota, Eurotiomycetes, Eurotiales, Aspergillaceae. Gene Ontology annotation, molecular function: acyltransferase activity, transferring groups other than amino-acyl groups. The coding region runs from base 1 to 1641 and encodes 546 amino acids.